This is a messenger RNA of Cuscuta campestris, 995 nucleotides long. NCBI's taxonomy places the organism in Eukaryota, Viridiplantae, Streptophyta, Magnoliopsida, Solanales, Convolvulaceae. The record is from the annotation of a GenBank genome assembly.
AUAUAUCCGCUUGACCAUGUCACUUUUUUCAAAUUCAAACGGUUUUCUCACCCUUUCCUAUAUAUAUCCUUCAUCUCUACUCAUUUUAACACACCUUUUUCACUUCAAAAUCUCCUCUAUUACAUAAUUCUUCAUCAUUUUGCUUCAAUCAUGGCCGGAGGAAAGAAGACAAAGGCUUCCAAGAAGAAGGGCAAUGCCGAAGCUACGACCUCUGCGCCCCAGCCAUUUCCGUACCUGGACGGAUCCUUCUUGGAGUUCGGGUCGGAAGAGGAACUCUCUCGCUUCAUCACCCACUUCGCCAAGCGCCCCAUCUCUCCGCCAAGAGUGCUGCCCGAGAUAUACCCUCAACAAAAGGGGUACCACGACCUCGACAAUCAACUCAAAGAGUCGGGUCUGUGGUCGUUCGUCUCCAGAAGCCGUCAAUCAUACAAACCCGCCUACGUCCGGGCUUUCUACUCAAAUCUCCGCCGGGACGGGGACACCAUUCACAGUAGCAUCAAUCUCUACGACAUAGAGAUUGAUUUGGCUACCUUCGCUCGGGUGGCAGGGCUGCCCACCCGCGGUGACGACAUCGCAACAUAUGGAGGCGAUGAUUGGAUCCUCAACAAUGAGGCGGUGGUCAUCCGAGAGCUGGGAAUCACCAACCUCGUCCGUCACAGCGGCGCACCAACCAUUCACUCAGCCCCGCCAGAGAAGCGUCUUCUACUCUAUAUCCUCACCCGGAUUCUUCGCCCCUGGGACGGUAGCCACACGUGCCUCUUCAACGAGGAUCUCAAGGCCGUUCAUGCUAUCACCCAUGGCGCCUCAAUCAAUUGGGCAAAAUACGUCAUGAUUCACAUGGCGGAUUGCGCCUCCAUCACCAACGAGCGGAGCUUGCCAUACGCCUUUCUCGUCAUGGACCUCAUCGUCUCCGCCGACAUCCACAUCGCCGGCCCGGAUACAAAGAUGACGAAGAUUUGGAUCAUCUAAGAUAGCACCUUCCGGAAGAAGUCCGG